This is a messenger RNA of Neltuma alba, 1357 nucleotides long. Its product is annotated as GDSL esterase/lipase 5-like. The transcript is spliced from 5 exons. The coding region runs from base 33 to 1223 and encodes 396 amino acids. Gene Ontology annotation, molecular function: lipase activity. The record is from RefSeq and is a predicted model, not a curated record. Lineage: Eukaryota; Viridiplantae; Streptophyta; Magnoliopsida; Fabales; Fabaceae.
UACUACCUGCUACGAGCUCGAGGCUGAGAUCAAUGGCGAAUCUGAACUCCGAUCUGAAUCGCAUUAUUCUGUGCACAGCCUUAAUCGCUUGUUUCAGUUUCAGGCCAUCACAGAGUAGUGACUCAGUCGGCUCGCACCAGACGGCAGAAAGCAGAGCAAGCUUCUUCAUUUUUGGAGAUUCCACUGUGGAUUCUGGCAAUAAUAAUUACAUUGAAACAAUCCCAGAGAACAGAGCAGAUUACAAACCCUAUGGCCAGAAUGGAUUCUUUGAAGGACCUACCGGAAGAUUCUCUGAUGGCCGCAUUAUUGUAGAUUUUAUAGCUGAAUAUGCAAAUCUGCCAUUGAUUCCUCCGUUUUUACAACCAUCUGCUGAUCAUACCUACGGCGUCAACUUUGCUUCUGGAGGGGCUGGUGUUCUUCCUGAGACCAAUCAAGGACUGGCGAUUGAUCUUGAAACACAAGUGAAAAACUUUGAGGAAGUGAGAAAGGGAUUGGAAGAGAAGGUGGGAAAGGAGGGAGCCAAAGAAAUAUUGGGAGAAGCUGUGUAUUUCAUAAGCAUAGGAAGCAACGAUUAUAUGAGCGGGUAUCUGGGCAAUCCAAAGAUGCAAGAACGCUUCACUCCCGAGCAGUACGUUGGCAUGGUCAUCGGCAACUUGACUCAAACAAUCCAGAGACUGUACGAGAAUGGAGGGAGAAAGUUUGGGUUUUUAAGCCUGGGUCCGCUGGGGUGUUUGCCUGCCCUGAGAGCACUAAAUCCUGAAGGAGGGUGUUUGGAAGCAGCUUCGGCUCUUGCGCUCGCCCACAAUAAUGCUCUCUCUUCUGUUCUUGCCAGCCUUCAACUUGCCCUCCCUGCCUUCUCUUACUCCGAUUCCAAUUUCUACGAUUGGCUUCAUGAUCGAAUCCACAACCCCGCUACUUACGGAUUGAAGGAAGGAGUGAAAGCGUGCUGUGGAAGUGGACCAUACGGGGGCAUCUUCAGCUGUGGGGGGACAAAGAAAACGACAGAGUACAGCUUAUGCGACAACGUGAACGAUCAUGUGUGGUGGGAUUCAUUCCACCCAACCCAGAUGAUUCACCGCCAAUUCGCCCUCCUUUUGUGGAGCGGCCCUACUUCCUCCGUCGCCCCCUUUAACUUGCACAGCCUCUUCACCACCAACACUAAACGCACCAUCGCUGAUGUCGUUGAUCGCCCUCAACAAGCUCCACCACACCAAUUCACAUAAUUAUCAUAUAUAUACUAUUUUCCUUUCUAUUUAUAAAAUUUUAUUUGUAGACUACAAACGAAAUUUUAUAAUUAGAACUGAAAAUAGUAUAAUAUUACCGUGCCUUACACUCUGAAAUAAAAUCUUAGUCUAUA